Molecule: messenger RNA, 2465 nt
Organism: Sinocyclocheilus rhinocerous
Lineage: Eukaryota; Metazoa; Chordata; Actinopteri; Cypriniformes; Cyprinidae
Product: homeobox protein Hox-C9a
Exons: 2
Coding region: 858-1670 (270 amino acids)
Biological process (GO): regulation of transcription by RNA polymerase II; DNA-templated transcription; anterior/posterior pattern specification
Cellular component (GO): nucleus
Molecular function (GO): DNA-binding transcription factor activity, RNA polymerase II-specific; RNA polymerase II cis-regulatory region sequence-specific DNA binding
Source: RefSeq, a predicted model, not a curated record
GAGACGUCUUUCACAUGCGUGUUGGUUUUAUGUUAUAUCAGGAACUCAACUGCAGUUUUAUUAACGACACGUUUAUGAACAAUCAAAUGGUCCUCGUAAAAAUUUAUUGAAGGACAUAAAAGCAUGCACGACCACUUGACGAAUAUAGCCGCAGUUGUGGUGCGUUUUCAGGCGUCUUACUAUUCCCACCGCCCCGAUUUGUUUAAAACUCCAUUUUAUGAGGGAUAUCCCAAUUGUAUUUAUUUGAAACUCGUGGAAAACAGAACUUCAGUGCGUAAAAGCAACCCUCUAGACAACACAAGAGCCGUAUAUUUGUCAAAAGUAUUCCAUUGGGUCCUUUCCAAUUAUAUAGAAUUAAUAGUGAAACUGAGAAAGAAAUAUACAACAUUUUCUUUUUUCUAAUUGUUUUAAUAAAUAACAUUGUGCAGUGAGGGAUGCGCACAAGGCUAGCCACAGCACAGUAGCAUUCUCUCGACAGAGAUUGAUUACACCAACAAAUAGUGCCCUUUUUAAGACCGUUAACACACACACUCUGCUGCUUCGCAAGGCUACAAAUAACUAUUUACCUGGAUCAGUUGCAUCACAAUAUACUAGAAACACACCAUCUUCAUAUAUUUAGGCUCGAUGCAAAAAAAAAGACAACAUUAGUAUUUAGCAACCUACUGCAAGCUCGAAGUGCAUUGCUGUUCCAGGAGAACGCGCGCAUUGUUCUGCUGUGCAGUUUUUCAGGGGGUAAAUGCAAUCACGUGUUCCAUCGGCGUCCAAUCCCAGCUGGGGAAGCUUUCUGAAAUAAUUACCUGUCUUGAUUGUUCUACGGUCAGAUAAAAAAGUACACAUACACUCCAUAUAAUAAUCGGAUGCAUGUAAAAGAGAAGGGAAACAUCGCCAUGUCGGCUACGGGUCCCAUAAGUAAUUAUUAUGUGGAUUCCUUGAUCAACCAUGAGAGCGAGGAUGUUCUGGCGAGUCGUUUCACAGCCACUGGUCCGAUAUCCUCCAGCUCACGCCCGACGCCCCUGGUACCGGAAUGCGCGGAUUACCCGUCUUGCAGCUUUGCCCCGAAACCACCAGUCUUUACUACCUCGUGGGCCCCUGUUCACUCCCAGUCGUCAGUGGUUUACCAUCCAUACACUCACCAACCUCACCUAGGCACAGACUCAAGGUACGUUCGCUCUUGGCUGGAGCCUAUCCCCGGCACCGUGUCUUUUCCAGGAUACGCAGGGAAUAGCAGGCACUACGGGCUGAAGCCCGACACCUUCCAGGAUCCCCGUGCUGGAGACUGUUUGGGCUCGAACGGACGCACUUACACGGAUUAUCUCUACUGCUCCGCCGUCGACAUUCGAGAAAAGCAACAGAACACACCAUCGCCUGAGACGGAGAGUUUGUCUUCCGGGAAGCACAAAGACGACAAGCCUGAAUUAGACCCAAAUAAUCCUGUGGCAAACUGGAUCCAUGCGCGCUCAACUCGAAAGAAGCGUUGUCCAUACACCAAGUAUCAAACACUCGAACUCGAAAAGGAAUUUUUAUUCAAUAUGUACCUCACAAGAGACCGGCGAUAUGAGGUAGCAAGGGUGCUGAAUCUGACGGAGCGACAAGUCAAAAUCUGGUUCCAGAACCGACGGAUGAAGAUGAAGAAAAUGAACAAAGAAAAAAACGACCGUAAAGAACAAUAGACCAAAAGUCACUCAUCAGAAAAAGACUGAAGGAAAAUCAUCAUUUAGUAUCGUUAUGAGUCUUAAUAUUUGCACCUCCGGCCCAUAACAGGAACAGAGAAAACGAAAAAGCUAUCCUAUAUGGAUGUCCUUCAAAACGUUAUGAUAUAAGUAUGAUUUAAUGUAAAUGUAAUUUUACCAUCCUGACGUAAGUCAUAUUAAUACUAUAAGUAGUUUGGAUUUACAUAACAUUUCUUUACUCACAAAUACAAAAGUGGACUCUGCAGAGAGGCUGCCCCGAGGUUUCAGAGAGAAAAUACUUGAACUACUUUAUUUUCAAAUUCCUAAUUUAUGCUCUCUACGUGGUUGUUUCUUUUCUAUAUGCUUCCAUUAUUUGUAGGAGGGUUGAAAGCCGAAUAUUUUAUAAAGAAUAACAAUUCUGUAGUUAAAAACAUAUACGUGUUUGCGUCGAUGUGCUUAGUUUGUUUCUGAUGUACCUGUUUGUGUAUUUUACAUUCUUUAAACUGUAAAUGAGUUUCAUCAUAGAUUGUAGAUAUAUCCAAAUAUAUACAACCAUGUUAAUAUGACUUUUGUGUCUCAUUCCAUUUAUUUGACCGCAGAAGGCAUGCAGUUUUCAAGAACGAGUUAAAUGUGUGCUAUCCAGUUAUAGCAUAGUGUUUGGCCUUACACAUACAAUGUUCUCAUGUGGAAAGUAUCGAGGUUGGAGUAAGUGUACGAUGGCAAGGCCAUUGUAAAGAGGUUGUUAGUGUGACCGUCGAAAUAUCAAAUUUGCACAUCCCACAAAGAUCAAAUACC